ACAGCAAAGGAGUAGAGUAGUUGGUGUUGUUGCAGAGUUCCGUUGGCAGGCACACCAUGUCCCUCUCCACCGCCUCCCGCCGCGCCCUCAGCCGGAUCGGUGGCGCCCUCCGGCGGUCCUUCUCGUCGUCGUCGGUGCCGGACGCCUCGGGGUACCACGUGUCCGGUGGGCCGAGCUUCAUGCGCGCGGCCGUGUUCUGGGAGCCCGGCCGCCCGCUCACCAUGGAGGAGUUCCGCAUGCCGCGCCCCAAGGCCGGCGAGGUCCUCGUCAAGACCAAAGCUUGUGGAGUCUGCCACUCUGAUCUCCAUGUCAUGAAAGGCGAACUCCCUUUCGCCAGCCCUUGUGUUGUUGGCCAUGAGAUCACCGGGGAGGUUGUCGACCAUGGCAUGCACACGCCCGCUGAGAUCGUCAAUAGGUUCCCAGUUGGCAGUCAUGUUGUUGGAGCCUUCAUAAUGCCCUGUGGGAAUUGCUUUUACUGUGUGAAGGGCCAGGAAGACCUCUGUGAGACUUUCUUUGCGUAUAAUCGUGCUAAAGGAACACUAUACGAUGGUGAAACCCGACUGUUUCUACGCAGCAACGGAAAACCAGUGUACAUGUACAGUAUGGGCGGGCUUGCGGAGUACUGUGUUGUGCCGGCCAAUGCACUAGCAAUUCUUCCUAACUCGUUGCCGUACACAGAGUCAGCCAUUCUAGGAUGUGCUGUGUUCACCGCGUAUGGCGCUUUGAGGCAUGCUGCUGAAAUGCGUGCCGGUGAUUCAGUAGCAGUGAUUGGGGUUGGAGGGGUCGGAUCAAGCUGUUUACAGAUAGCAAGAGCCUUUGGAGCUUCCGAAGUCAUUGCGGUAGAUGUUCUUGAUGAGAAACUUCAGAAUGCAAAAACACUUGGAGCAACCCACACUGUAAACGCAGCUAAAGAAGACGCUGUUGAAAGGAUCAAGGAAAUUACUGGUGGGAGAGGUGUGGAUGUGGCUGUGGAGGCACUUGGCAAGGCAUUAACAUUUUCCCAGUGCACCCAAAGUGUGCGAGAUGGAGGUAAAGCUGUUAUGAUUGGGCUUGCUGCAACAAACGUAGUAGGCGAGGUGGAUAUAACCCGUCUUGUUCGCCGACAGGUCAAAAUCAUUGGCUCGUAUGGUGCAAGAGCCAGGCAAGAUCUUCCUCAGAUAGUCAAGCUUGCUGAGAGCGGCGCCUUCAAUCUCGAGAACGCCAUAUCAAGGAAAUGCAAAUUCGAAGAGGCAAACAGCGCCUAUGAGGAUCUCAACCAGGGCAAGAUCGUUGGCCGGGCUGUAGUUGAAAUCAUGCAGUGCUGACGAGAUGAUCAUGUGGUCGAAAGUCUGGGUCAAACAAAUAAGAAUAUGCCGCGACAACCCUGCGAACUUGGUUUGUCUUGCAGCAUGGUCUCACUCCCUGAUUUGUGUUGGAUGCAAAAAAUUGUUGAUUGAAAGAUUGUUGUGCUCACAAGGAGAUGUCUAUCUCAGUUUGUUCUUCUUUGCAUCACAUACUGUGAAUAUUGGGUAUACAAUUUGCUUAUACAGUUCUGCAGCCAGAUUUCUGGUUUCUAAUGUUA
This is a messenger RNA of Triticum dicoccoides, 1561 nucleotides long. RefSeq names its product alcohol dehydrogenase-like. The transcript is spliced from 8 exons. Gene Ontology annotation, molecular function: oxidoreductase activity. The record is from RefSeq and is a predicted model, not a curated record. Bases 57 to 1304 code for a protein of 415 amino acids. NCBI's taxonomy places the organism in Eukaryota, Viridiplantae, Streptophyta, Magnoliopsida, Poales, Poaceae.